Molecule: messenger RNA, 2916 nt
Organism: Callorhinchus milii (elephant shark)
Lineage: Eukaryota; Metazoa; Chordata; Chondrichthyes; Chimaeriformes; Callorhinchidae
Gene: morf4l1
Product: mortality factor 4 like 1
Exons: 12
Coding region: 198-1169 (323 amino acids)
Biological process (GO): chromatin organization; regulation of DNA-templated transcription
Cellular component (GO): nucleus; NuA4 histone acetyltransferase complex
Source: RefSeq, a predicted model, not a curated record
UGGCGGGGGGGAGGAGGUGGCGGUUUGGCGGCCGCUCUCUCUCUCUCUCUCUCGCUGGGCUCGGGCUGGGCUCGGGCUGGGCUCGGCUCGCUGGUCCCUCAGGCUCUCGGUCACCUGGCGGCGCCGCGAUUAUGGUCCGGGCGGCGAGGGGGUGGAUAGGAAGCCGCGUUUAGAGCGAAGGAGCACGGUUUGACUUGAUGGCUCCGAAACUGGACCCUAGGCCUAAAUUUCAGGAAGGUGAACGUGUCUUGUGUUUUCAUGGGCCAUUACUUUACGAAGCAAAGUGUGUAAGGGUUGCUGUAAAGGACAAACAAGUGAAGUACUUCAUACAUUAUAGCGGCUGGAAUAAGAACUGGGAUGAAUGGGUUCCAGAGAGCAGGGUGCUGAAGUAUGUGGACACCAACCUGCAAAAGCAGAAGGAACUACAAAAGGCUAAUCAAGAGCAAUGGGCAGAGGGGAAGAUGAGAGGUGCUGCACCAGCCAAAAAGGCUACCAACAUGCAACAGAAGAAUGUUGAAAUAAAAACAAAAAAGAAUAAACAGAAAGCUCCUGCAACUGGUGAUGGAAGUAGCACUAGUGAAACGCCACAACCACCCAGGAAGAAACGAGCAAGAGUGGAUCCCACUAUGGAGAGUGAGGAGACCUUUAUGAACCGAGUAGAAGUAAAGGUGAAAAUUCCAGAGGAGCUCAAACCGUGGCUUGUGGAUGACUGGGAUCUGAUCACACGACAGAAGCAGCUGUUUCAUUUGCCUGCUAAGAAGAAUGUCGACACGGUCUUGGAAGACUAUGCAAACUACAAAAAGUCACGAGGGAACACAGACAAUAAGGAGUAUGCUGUGAACGAGGUCGUUGCCGGGAUAAAGGAGUACUUCAAUGUGAUGUUAGGGACACAGCUGCUGUACAAGUUUGAGCGCCCGCAGUACGCGGAGAUAUUAGCAGAUCAUCCAGACGCUCCCAUGUCACAGGUUUAUGGAGCGCCUCAUCUCCUUCGGCUAUUUGUGCGAAUCGGAGCGAUGUUGGCAUACACACCGCUGGAUGAGAAGAGCUUGGCAUUGCUGCUCAAUUACCUGCAUGAUUUCUUAAAGUACUUAGUGAAGAAUGCCACGGCUCUUUUUAGUCCGAGUGAUUAUGAAGUGGCUCCGCCUGAGUAUCACCGGAAAGCUGUGUGACUGACGUUGGUAACCGACCCACUCUUAUACUCCAGUUAUCGUUCAAUUUGUUAGGUUUAAUUUUGGCAUAAGUAAUUUUUCCAUUGGGUUACUUUUAGCAAAAGUUAAACAGAACGUGUGCACACUGAUAACGACUGGAGCAAUAAUUUUCAGAGCCUAGUUUUUUGAAGCAGGUUUUCUUUUGGUGGACUGAGUAUAAUAAUGGUUAUUCUUCCUUGUGCGCUGCUUCACUGUUGGAAGCAGCCACGUGUUAAUGUGGAUCAAAUCAAAUGUGUUCCUUGUUCCUUGGGAUCAAUGGUCAACAAACUUACAUCAAUCUGGUACAGAAGACAGUCAAUCAUCAGCAUCACUGCGCUGCCCUUGUGGCCAGGAGAAGCUUUUACUACGUGAUCAAGAUUCUUUACAUCCGUGUAGUGGUGUCUGUCUGUGUUUUCCUCUCACUCCUUUCCUCCUUCCCUCCCCCCCACCUCCCCCCCCCCAUGACCCACGUUACAGACUUUGGGCAGAAACCCUCUUUGUUACCGGAAAGAAAGAUUUGCCGAGAAAGAAACAAGCUUAAAUCGCUGUGACCUAACACUACUUAGGAUAUGUAAGCGUUGAAUCCCGGUAAGAGUGAAGGAGGACGUAAGGUGUUAAAAUGGCCGUGAAAUUUGAUGAAAUUAUCUGGUCGUCUGACUGAAAUGUGAGUGUUUCUGGUAGCCAGUCAGUGGCAGAGACUGGCAUCAGAGUUCAGGAGGUGACUAGCUGUUUUUUUGACGCGGGUUCCUGGUUACCAAUCAUUCCCUGUCGACAAUUUGCUUUUUAGCUCUGGGUAUUUGGCGGAGGUGUUUUUUGACUUUUAUUCUAUUUGGAGAAAAACAAGUGAUAUUUUUGAUUCAUCCUAAUGCUGACUGCGAACCAAAGAGGGAGGAAGAGAGAGAGAGAGAGAGAAAGAGCAUCCUCUCUCCGAUAUUGCGUUCGUCUGCCUCGAGGAGCCACUGAAAGCAAAAUAGGAAUGUUUUUUGGGGGAAAGAAAUUUGGAGAGGAGUGGGAGGCCGAAUCAAAGCCCCCAAGCUUUAGUUCUUGGAAAAUAAUUGAUUAAAGAUGGUUUUUCUCUCAACCUAGUGUCAACUUCUCAACCUCGCCAAUCUGUCUCAUUGACAGCCUCUGCCUUGGGAACUUUAGUGUAAUGGAGUCUGUAAAAGAUCAGGGUGCUCUGGCCAGCCAGGGCUGCUUUAUAUCAUUGUAAAUGUAAAUACCCUGGUGGCUUCUGGUGAUGCAGUGUAACUAUCAAUGAAACCUGCCGUCCCAACUGUAGCUCACGAGCUUGUCCCAGGCAACUGGAGACCAGUUUGGGGUGAGUUGCAUUUUAAAGAUCUCUUGCAGUCACUCUCGAGCAGAGAGCUCUGUUUGUACAGUAAAAAUAACCAUAUGUAAACCGUGUUUCUGCUAUCACUGUAUUGUAGACUUUUUCAUAAUGCCGAAUGAUACUUUUUGUUGUAAUAUUUGAAAUGUUUUUUUUUAGAGAGACACGCGCACACACACACCCCGCACACACACACCCACACACAUGCAACCUGACGUGUAAAAAGUCACCGAGAUAGAACCCUCAGCGUGUAUCUGUUGUUGUGCAUUGAGGGGAAUGCUGUCAGUGGGAGAUCCGGUUUGUUGAUUUUUAACAAGAUGUUCUGUGAGAUGUCCUCUGACUGAAUGUAUAAAUUUCAUUCUUUGUUUACCGAUUUGAGUAAAAAAAACGAGAAUUAUGUCA